AUGUUCGAACAGAAACAGAACCAUGAUAACCUAUUCGUUCCUCGAACCACCGAGUCCAAGGCGAGGUCUGACGGAGAGCCAGAGCACACGAAUGAGGCUAGUCGGAGGUUACUCGUUCCGCAGAUUCUCUACAAGCUCGUUCCAAAAUGGGAGGACGUCACCGUUACCAGGGGCAGAAGUUCUCAAAGGAAUACGAAACUGGCGACAUUCUGGCAGGCCAAUAAGGGCGUCGUCUUGGUGGCAUUAUCACAAUUAUUCGGUGCUCUGAUGAACCUCACAGCAAGGCUCCUCGAGCUCGAAGGCGAAGGAAUGCACCCACUCCAGGUGCUCUUCGCCCGGCAAAGCGUCACGAUGGUCUGUUGCUGCCUAUACAUGUAUUACAUGAAGACGCCCGACUUCCCCUUUGGAAAGAAGGAAAUCAGAUGGCUUCUCGUUGCCAGAGGCGUGACCGGUUUCUUCGGCAUCUUUGGCAUGUGGUACUCGAUGAUGUAUCUCCCCCUCGCCGAGGCCACCGUCAUCACCUUCCUGGCCCCCAGCGUCGCCGGCUACGUAUGCUACCUCGCCCUCCGCGAACCGUUCACCAGAAACGAGCAGAUCGGCACCGUCAUCGCCUUCUUCGGUGUCGUCCUCAUCGCCCAUCCAACCUCGCUUUUCUCCGGCGACUCGACAUCCACCGCCGCCGCCACCGCGCCGGAAACCCCGGGCCUGAACAACGGGACAAUGACCUCGACGCUGCCGGGACUGAAUCACCAGGCUACGACGGCGGAGCGGCUGACGGCCAUUGGAGUUGCGAUAGUAGGUGUGUUCGGCGCCGCCGGGGCAUUCACGACGAUUCGGUGGAUCGGGAAGAGGGCGCAUCCGCUCAUCUCGGUGAACUACUUUGCGACGUGGUGCACCAUUGUCUGCACCGUCGUGCUUACCACCGCGCCCAUGCUUGAGAUUGGACAGCCCGCUCUGCGAUGGGGCCUGCCACAGACGGGACGGCAGUGGCUUUUCCUCGUGUUGCUGGGCGUGUUCGGGUUCGUUAUGCAGUUCCUCCUCACGGCGGGGCUCGGCACGGAUCGGUCGAAUAGGGCGAACGCCAUGGUCUACACACAUAUGCUCUUCGCGGCCGGGUUCGACCGGUUCAUCUUUGGCAACGUCAUGGGAUGGAUGAGCCUUGCGGGCUGCGGGCUGAUUAUCGGAAGUGCGCUGUGGGUGGUGCUGACGAAGAGAGCGCCCGCGCCCAAGAGGGAGGCGGAUGUGGAGGUUGCCAAUGUGCGGGAUACGGAGGCUGUACCGAUGUUGGCUGAUAUGGAUGGUGGUAGGGACGAGGAUUUCGAGCUCCAGAGAGUGAGGUAA
Messenger RNA from Colletotrichum fioriniae, 1341 nucleotides. The record is from RefSeq and is a predicted model, not a curated record. Lineage: Eukaryota; Fungi; Ascomycota; Sordariomycetes; Glomerellales; Glomerellaceae.